AUGGGCAACGACACAGACGCUGCGCUGCCAGAGGAUAUCCCGACAGAUGUUUUCCCUCAUUCCAGUGGCGGUGGCGUAUUCUCGUCUCGCAUCCAGCAGCGACGAGUGUCCGUAGAUACACCUAAGGCUCCGGGAUCGAAGACCACAGACGUGGAGCUUGCAUCGAUCUCCGAGGAGCCCGACAUCAAUGAGCGGGACUUUCACAAGAAACAGGUAUUCAAAGGCUGGACACUGGCAUGGCUGGCCUAUCAAUCCAUUGGAGUCAUCUACGGCGAUAUCGGCACAAGUCCUCUCUACGUAUUUUCGUCCACGUUUAGCAGCGAGCCGAGCUAUGAGGAUAUUCUCGGUGCCGUGUCGCUCGUGAUUUGGUCUCUCACAAUCAUGGUCACCAUCAAAUAUGUCUGCAUCGUGCUCUAUGCAGACGAUGAGGGGGAGGGUGGUACUUUUGCUCUGUACUCACUACUGUCUCGAUAUGCGAAACUCGUACGACAUGACCCUCGGCAUACGAAUUUACUUCGUAUCCAGCGCUACAAUACCGAUGAUCUUCAGAAGCCUAAUCUGAUGACACGAAACUUCAUUGAAAGAAGCACAUUCAUCAAGGUUACCUUGAAGAUAGUGGGAGCUUUUGGGGUGUCACUGCUUCUUGCGGAUGGAGUCCUCACUCCUGCGCAGUCAAUUCUAGGUGCUAUUCAGGGGAUCACUGUCGUGAACCCCAACAUUUCGACCUCCACAGUCGUUGGAGUCUCAUGCGCAAUAUUGGUCGUAAUCUUCCUGAUUCAACCCUUUGGGACCAGCAAAAUUGCUAGUUUUUUCGCACCAAUUGUUAUUCUGUGGAUGAUGUUCAAUUUGUCAUUUGGGAUUUAUAACCUUGUCAUGUAUGACACAUCUGUGCUGAAGGCAUUCUCCCCUUACUUUGCAGGAUCUUUCUUGGGCGAUCCGGAUCUCGUGGCUCUUUCUUGUGUAUCCUUGCCUUCUACUUUCGGUAAAAUCCAGAUUCCUGAUUUAAAGCAUAAAACAACGAGUGUCUCUAAUGUUGUGGAACAGUACAUUGGCCAAGGUGCCUACAUUAGUCGCGUGCCAAGUGCAUAUGCCAAUCCUUUCUACCUGACUGUUCCACCGGGGAUGCUCUAUCCCAGUCUCGUGGUGGCAAUAUUGGCCUGUAUUGUUGCGAGUCAGGCUGUGAUAACAGGCUCUUUCCAAUUACUGUCACAAAUCAUGAAACUGUCGUACUUCCCUCAAGUGAAGAUGUACCAUGUCUCAAACACAUUUCAUGGUCAAGUUUACAUCCCACUUGCUAACUGGCUGAUGAUGAUCGGGUCCAUCAUUGUGACUGCGGUGUACAAUAAUACGACUGCCCUUGGUGAAGCCUACGGGGCGUGUGUUAUUCUUGUCUCCUUUUUGACUACCUGCAUGGUAACUGUUGUGGCGCUGAUCGUAUGGAGAUUACCGAUAUACCUUGUGAUCCCCGUUUUCAUAGUCGUCGCCCUUUGGGAUGGAAUGUUCCUUUCGGCUGCUCUUAGCAAAGUCCCACACGGUGCGUGGUUUACUCUAAUGCUGGCUUUGGCCAUCACCUGCGUCUUCAUGCUGUGGCGCUAUGGCAAGGAAGAACAGUGGAAAGCAGAAGAAUCUGACAACACCCCGCUAUCGCACACCACCAUCAUACAAGGGAACCAACUGUGCUUGAGAGGGGAAUCUGCAACUACAAACAUAACUCCCAUCAGCGGGCUGGGAAUCUUCUUCGACAAAUCGGGAAGUUCGAUCAACACGCCCGCGGUUUUCCUCCACUUCCUCCAAAAGUUCCACGCUACACCAGAGGUCUCUGUUUUUCUUCAUUUGAGACCACUGUCUCUGCCUACAGUUGCCCCUAGCGAGCGGUACACCGUGACUCGUUGCUACACCUCCGGGGAGGGAUCGGGUAGGAAGAUGAUUCCGAAUUGCUAUCGCCUGAUGAUCCGACAUGGAUACGCGGACGAGGUCAUCACUCCCGACUUGGGCACGCUGGUUCUCGACUUGAUCCGCACCUUCUUGGAUGGCAAGGACUAUGCUAAAGAACCGAGUGGUGGUUCAGAAGAAUUAACUAUGUUGCAUCGUGCGUGGAAUUCUCAAACUAUCUACAUUGUCGGAAAGGAACAGCUCAAGAUCCCGGCUCGUACGAAUUUCUUGCGACGGCUGGUCCUCUGGGCCUUUUUGUGGAUGAGGGAUUCUAGCAGGACUAAAAUCCAACACUUGAAUGUCGAGAUCGAUCGCGUGGUAGAGGUUGGAUUUGUGAAGGAGAUGUUAUGUUAA
Molecule: messenger RNA, 2286 nt
Organism: Penicillium macrosclerotiorum
Lineage: Eukaryota; Fungi; Ascomycota; Eurotiomycetes; Eurotiales; Aspergillaceae
Exons: 10
Coding region: 1-2286 (761 amino acids)
Biological process (GO): potassium ion transmembrane transport
Cellular component (GO): membrane
Molecular function (GO): potassium ion transmembrane transporter activity
Source: RefSeq, a predicted model, not a curated record